This is a messenger RNA of Anopheles moucheti, 1858 nucleotides long. Its product is annotated as regucalcin-like. The transcript is spliced from 5 exons. Bases 1 to 1200 code for a protein of 399 amino acids. Gene Ontology annotation, molecular function: calcium ion binding; gluconolactonase activity. Gene Ontology annotation, biological process: L-ascorbic acid biosynthetic process. The record is from RefSeq and is a predicted model, not a curated record. NCBI's taxonomy places the organism in Eukaryota, Metazoa, Arthropoda, Insecta, Diptera, Culicidae.
AUGGACAUUUGCAGUUUUUCCUCCGAAAUCCACUUUAUUGAACGAAAAAUUCCUCAGCAACAUUUCUGUGUGUUUCUGCACAGUUUCGACGUGAAUUCAUCCGCCAUGCUGUCACCAUUGACGAUCAAGAUCACACGAUCAUCAUCACCAUCAUCAAUAUCAUUGACUUCAUUGCGAAUCAUGCAACUGAUUGCAAUCAGUGUCUUGCUGUAUUUUAGUGCACUCCAUAGCCUAGCCCAAGCACAACAACUACAGCCCCAAGACAAGAUGGCCAGCGGUGAUAACAACUAUCAGGUAGUGCAACUUCCAGGCCCACGCACAAAACUAGGAGAGGGUCCGGUUUGGGAUAUCGAAACCCAGAGUCUUUACUACGUAGAUAUCAACACACCAGCCGUCCAUCGUUACGAUUAUGCGGGCAAUCGUACCUACAGUGCAAAGCUUGAGGGAGCUAAAUCCAUUUCGUUUAUUGUGCUUGUCGCUGGGCAACCGGAACAUUUUGUGGUGGGCGAGAACAACCGUGUAACGUUGAUCCGUUGGGAUGGUCGGUCUGAAGCAGCACAUCACGUCCGGGUGCUCGCCGAUUUGGGCAACAGUCAAAGUCACGUUCGUUUCAACGAUGGAAAGGUUGAUCCAUCCGGACGACUGUACGCUGGAACGAUGCAGCUGGAAAGUUUGGGUGAUCUGUUUGCGCAGAAGGAAGGGCAACUUUUCCGUUACACCAAUGGAACCAUGGUGGUGCAGAAGAAGAACAUCAGCAUUUCCAACGGACUAACAUGGGAUGAACCCUUCAAUCCGUUGCGCAUGUACUACAUCGAUUCCGCGGCAUUGGACGUAAAAGCGUUUGAUAUCGAUGGCAAUGGGGAUCUCAAGAAUGAGACGGUGUUUUUCGAUUUGCGUGUUAACGGAGCCCAUCCGGGGUAUGUUCCCGAUGGAAUGACAAGUGACGCUGACGGCAGCCUGUACAUUGCUACUUGGGGAGGUUCAAAAGUAAUGAAAGUUGAUAAACGUUCCCAACAACUUGUCCAGGAAAUCAAAAUUCCAGCUGAGCAAGUUACAUCGGUUGCUUUCGGUGGUCCACAAAUGGAUGAACUGUUCGUCACCACUUCUUCAAACGGAGACAAGCCUGCACCGGCUGGGGAACUAUUCAAAGUAACCGGUUUGGGCGUCAAGGGAAAACCAAUGCACAAAAUGAUUCUGUAAAAGCAAUACAUCCACCAGUUUACAAUCAAGUAACUUUAAUAAUAGUUUGCUGCAAUCUUUAUAUCAGUUUAAGUAGUAUUCGAUUUGUCUUUUUAUUAAGGAUGGUUGAAAUCAUACAAUGCUCUUUCAUAACUAAUCGUUUUCCUUCUUCGUCCGAUCAGCGCCGGCAUCGUUUGUCCAUCAAGCGUCCUAGCAUUUGAACUUGAUGAGCAAAGGAAGCCUUCAAUCGGACGGAAAGUAUUCGACUAUUUUCCACCAGUAUCGUGUAGCAAGAGCAGCAAAGAACACCUCGUCUUUGGUGGUCCGUGACACGAUUCGGGUGAGGUAUUUACCUUUCAGGCCACAACAUCGUCAACCUGUUGCGAAGCCAUAACGAACGAACAAACUUGUACAAUAUUUGUUGUACAACCGGUAGAGUUUUCCCUCACAAUGCUGCCCACCAUAAAACACUUCCCGGCGUGGGAAGCAUUCGCGAUCCGACAACACCAGAGGAAUACGUUGGGUCACGGGGUUCAGCUUCUUAAUGUUGUUAAUAAAUGCCACCAUCCAACUUACUUUUCCAACGCGCGCGAGCAACGCAUGACAUGCGUUUGUUCUGCCGCACACACCGGUUAUGGUGUUGCUGUGCGAUUCUUAUUCGAUCUUUGCCAGAAUAUCA